AUGCAUGGCACGGUGGGUGUGUAUGACAAGCUCUCCCGAGCGUGGCGAGUGAAGUCCAAACAUCGUGUCAACUGUAUCGACUGCUUCGACUUAGACAACGACGGCGUUCCGGAGCUCAUCGCAGGAUGGGAGAACGGAAAGGUCGAAGUUCGCAACGAGAAGACUGGCGAGGUCAUGUGCAAGGACUACUUUCAGACUCCAGUCGCUGCUCUCGUCCAUGCAGACUAUCGACUGGACGGCCGCGAGACGCUGAUGUGCCUCACCUCAGAAGGGGAAGUUCGUGGAUGGUUGCCGUCCAGCUCGGGUGCAGAGCACUCUGGACUGGCAUCCGGCCCAGCGGCGGCAGAAGCGAAGGAGAAUGAAGUGUGGCGGGAGCUGACGGCACAGAAGGCGAAACUGACCCAGGAACUGGCCAGCUACCAGGAACAGCUGAAGCAGUACAAGUCCGGGGGCAAGGAGACAGGCCAGGGCAUCAUCCCCACGGAUACGAAGCUUAACGCCUCGCUAAAGUCCAACCGUGGGCAGGGUACCGUAGAGCUGCACCUCAUGACUUCAAAUUACUCGGUGAUCCGCGCAGUGGUGAUCUUUGCCGAGCAUCUCUUUGACGGUGAGGCCUGCAUGUUGCACCCCUUGCCGCCCUCCAACAACAUCAUCGUGCAGAUCUCACCGGCAAAGGAUGUGCAGACCACCAUGAACAUCAAGGCCAUGACUGGCGUGACUGUGAGUAGCCUCCAAUACCACGUCUUUGAGCUCAACUACGUCAUGCCGAAGUUCGCAAUGUACCAUCUCGUGGAAGAAGUGGCCCAGUGGCCGACGGGGGCCGUCACCUUCGUAGUGCAGGAGAGGCCGAAUCGGAUCUGGUCAUGGCUUCAGAGGUCCUUCAUCUCCAUUCCGGAUCAGAUGCCGGUUGCGCCACAGACAUCCACGAACUUGCUCGACGUGAACUUCAUCUCUCUCCGUACCGGAGAGCCGCUGUGCGUCACCAUGAGCAGCCAGCAGACUGGACUCAUCACCAUCCGCACAGACGACAUGGAGACUGCAGGAGAGCUGAUCCAGGACCUCUGCAGCUUCCUCCAAGUGACAGAGUUGGAGUCCUCGGCCAACUUCCCUUCUGAAAUGGAGAGGUUCCAGCAGGUGCUGACACGUGUCGAUGAGUACAAUGCCGUCCGCAUGAAGCUGACUGCCGAAAUGGCGGACAGCGCGAACCUGGUGAAAGCGCUCAUCGUGAAAGCCGAGGAUUACAGGAUGCUCUCGGACAUGCAGCACCUGAAGAAGGUGUUUUCCGGUCUGCAGCAGACGAACAGCGACCUCAUCGCUGAGUACAAUAAGCGUGCAAACAACCACCAGCAGCUCCUCGCGCAGCUCAAGGAAGUCAACAUGAUGAUCCAGAAAGCUGCGAAGCUCCGCAUGGGCAACGCCAAGGGUCGGGUGGUUGCCGCCUGCCGCCAGGCCAUCAAGCAGAACAACAUCAUGGGCCUCUUCCAGAUUAUUCGGACGGGCCAUGAUGCAUCUGGCUGA
Messenger RNA from Symbiodinium sp. CCMP2592, 1518 nucleotides. Lineage: Eukaryota; Dinophyceae; Suessiales; Symbiodiniaceae. The record is from the annotation of a GenBank genome assembly.